This is a messenger RNA of Diorhabda sublineata, 1302 nucleotides long. RefSeq names its product lipase 3-like. NCBI's taxonomy places the organism in Eukaryota, Metazoa, Arthropoda, Insecta, Coleoptera, Chrysomelidae. Gene Ontology annotation, molecular function: hydrolase activity, acting on ester bonds. Gene Ontology annotation, biological process: lipid metabolic process. The transcript is spliced from 4 exons. The record is from RefSeq and is a predicted model, not a curated record. The coding region runs from base 1 to 1302 and encodes 433 amino acids.
AUGAGAUUAAUUUUUGCUAUAACGUUCGUUACGAUUUUUGUCGAUUUCGGUGUUAAGUCGAAUUUUAUAAACGACAUUGAAAAAUUCGUAAAGAGCGAUCAACAAUAUCAAGAAAUAGCUGAGAAAUCAUUUAAACAAGUCAUCGAAGAACAGGGAAAAGAUAUCGUGAGUCAAGCAUUUGAAUUUGGUGAAAUAUCUACUGAACGUUUACCGGAAAUAGUAAACAGAUAUGGAUAUCCUUUGGAAAGUUAUUAUGUUACAACUGAAGACGGUUACAUCCUCAACAUAUUCAGGAUACCAUACGGAAAAACUGGUAAAAAAAUAGGUAAAGUAGUGUUAUUGCAGCACGGUCUCUUUCUGGCUUCAACUGAUUACGUGCUCUUUGGACCCCAACAAGGUUUAGCUUAUAUACUAGCUGAUAAUGGUUACGAUGUUUGGAUGAUGAAUUGCAGAGGAAAUAUUUAUUCAAGAAACCACACGACAUUUGAUCCAGAUAAGGAUAAAGAAUUUUGGAUGUACAGUUGGCACGAAAUAGGGAUUUAUGAUACACCAAGAGCCAUUGAUUUCGUCCUUGAAAAAACUGGAAAUAAAACUCUUUAUCACAUUGGACAUUCUCAAGGUACCACGGCAUUUUAUGUGAUGGCAUCCAUGAAACCAGAGUACAACGAAAAGAUAGAGCACCAUAUCAGCUUAGCACCAAUUGCGUUUAUGCAGCACUUGUACAGCCCCGUAAUGAGAAUAAUGUCUCCGUCUGCAUUUCUUAUCGGAGAAACCAUGGACAGCCUCGGUCAAUUCGAAUUUAUUCCCAACAAAGGACCUUUAAAGGACAUAAUGUCGGGCUUGUGUUCAGAAAGUUUAGGAACGGUACUUUGCAAAAAUUUUCUUUUCCUAGCUGCUGGUUUCACCCCGAAUCAAAUAAAUGCUUCGGCAAUGCCUAUCAUCUUCGGUCACUAUCCAGCUGGUGAAUCCAUGAGACAAGUACUGCACUAUUGUCAAGAAUACAAUUCUGGAAAAUUCGCUCAAUACGAUUUCGGUUUGAUCAAAAAUCUUGCGACUUACAAACGAAUCAGUCCUCCAGAAUAUGACUUAUCUCAAAUUUCCACGCCGAUUUCAAUCAUAUACAGUUCUAACGAUUGGUUAUCUGCUACAAUCGAUGUUGAAAAACUAGCCAAAAUGUUACCGAAUCUUAAACUUAAUUAUUUGGUACCAAUUCCGACUUGGAGUCAUUUAGAUUUCGUCUUUGGAAAUGAUGCCCCUUCUGUUAUAUACACUAAAGUACUUAAAAUACUAUCUACUUACUGA